AUAGGUGUUGGCGCUGCAGCAAACACGGAGCUACAGCGAGAGACCAAAUGGCAGGAAUGGAGUUGCCCAGGGAAUACGGAUACGUGGUGCUGGUGCUUGUCCUCUAUACCUUCCUAAACUCCUGGAUGGCCUCCAAAGUUGGCAGAGCCCGGAUUAAGUACAAGGUGCCUUAUCCGACCCUUUAUGCCAUUGAGUCCGAAAACAAGGAUGCCAAGCUCUUCAACUGCGUUCAGAGGGGACAUCAGAACUCGCUGGAGUUGAUGCCGGUGUUCUUUGCGAUGCUGCUCCUGGGGGGACUUCGGCAUCCCCUCGUUGCGGCUGGAUUUGGAAUUGAUUACACCAUCGCUCGCUUCUUCUAUUUCACGGGCUAUUCCAGUGGAAUUCCCGAGAAUCGUUUGAAGAUGCUGGGACUCAGAAUCGUGCCAUUCUUUGGUCUGAUGUCACUGUCGGGCCUCACCAUUUGCACCGUUUCAUUUGGGAUCAACAUUCUUGGUUUACAUUAACUGAUUAGCAUGAGCUAGUUGUGGCUCGUUUUGGUGGUGUUCUGUGAUCGUAAUUUGAUGAUGAAAGAUGAUGCUUUGUGUUGUAUUAUGGCAUGUAAACUGAAAUUAAAAUAGUAUUUGAUACAGUGUCCGAGGUUCUUUUUAA
Molecule: messenger RNA, 648 nt
Organism: Elaeis guineensis (African oil palm)
Lineage: Eukaryota; Viridiplantae; Streptophyta; Magnoliopsida; Arecales; Arecaceae
Cellular component (GO): endoplasmic reticulum; nuclear envelope; membrane
Molecular function (GO): glutathione peroxidase activity; glutathione transferase activity
Source: RefSeq, a predicted model, not a curated record